AUGGGGGAUAAACUCGCAGUACGUGCUGAGGCGUCAUGGGUCUACUACACCCCAAGUUUCCGUGCCCUUUCUCUAUGCCCGGAUCAGGGACUUGCAUCUUCAGUAGCACCGCUCAAAACGCCCGUCCCACUCUCUGCUUGCUGCGACUAUGCCGUCGUGUGUUGCUUUGCAGCAAUACCCCCGUCGAACUGCCAAUCUGCAACAGGGGGGGAUUGCAUAAGCUUUUUCCCCGCCGAUGCGCAGGUCUUGGCUUACUGCAAGAACGGCGCCAAAUGCGGAGUUAAUGUUGCCUCAGGAACUCUCCUCGAGCUCGUGUGCGACUGCGAGGCUUUGCAAACCACCGAAAAAUUCUAUGCGGGGCCAGACUGCAGCAUCGAACAAAAUAUGAAUUAUAUUAUGGGCUCAUUGGACAGCGACGUGCCGAAUACUUGCUGGCUUGAAAAUCUGCUGGGGCUGAACCAGUGGAAGGAUGUUGGAGGAAGAGUUUCCUCCUUCUGUUACACCGUUCCAUGCCCCAGUCCGGAUGGCAGCUCUUAA
Messenger RNA from Cyclospora cayetanensis, 537 nucleotides. RefSeq lists its product as uncharacterized. Bases 1 to 537 code for a protein of 178 amino acids. The transcript has 4 exons. Lineage: Eukaryota; Apicomplexa; Conoidasida; Eucoccidiorida; Eimeriidae. The record is from RefSeq and is a predicted model, not a curated record.